CCGGUUACAUAUGGCGAAAAAGUUCAAGUUCAUUUAAAAAUCGAAUCUAAAACUGCAUAUUCUUUCCAUUGGCUUGAACAAGGGGUGGACAAAAUAAUUCGAAUUGCAAAUGAAUCUAUUUUCGAUGAUAUGCACAAUGCAACAAUUCCAGAUCUCUUCGCAAUCUCCUUUCCUGCCACCCUGCUUCACCAACUGCCUCAAACUUGCAAACCGAUAGUGAAACUCCUGGGACUGCUCAUCUACGUACUCGUGAAUGCAAGGUCCUUAUCACGAGUCUUAGCCAUGCAGACGUGAGCUGCUGGAAGCCAAUGGUGUGGGCUUGGCUUUAAACUGGGUACAUUCGUCAGGUGUUCUAAUCUAUGGCCUUGGAAACUGACCGCUCUGAGUCUCACAGGAGCUCAUUCCAAGUCCCACACAGCUGAUUACUGUGCCUUCUGAAAAUCGUCGAUGGCUGAGGUUGUGGUGUGGAACGUCCUUGGGAUGAAGGUGCUGGUCACAUCAGCCACAGGUUCCCAGCAGUGAGACCAUGUCUCAUAAUCGGUAUCAUGUGUCCAAUAAUGUCCUAAUAACAGACUGUCCAGCUUUCGCGUGCCACCAGGGGUGACUGAAGUAUCUGCUGCCCUUCCUGUCCGCAGCCUCAGCUGGUAGCCAAUAAAGCAGAAGUGCAUCAGAUGAUCCAGGACAGACAGAAGAAGGUGGAGGAGAUCAGGCAGUCGGUGGAGCUCAUGAAAACCCACACGCAGAGAGAGAUCGAGGAGAGUGUUCAGGUCUUCGCCGCUCUGCUGCGCUCCGUGGAGAGGAGCCAGGCUGAGCUCAUCGCACUGAUUGAGGAGAAGCAGAGAGCAGAAGAGAAGAGGGCUGAGGGGCUCAUUACAGAGCUGGAGCAGGAGAUCGCUGAGCUGCAGACGAGAAGCACUGAGCUGGAGCAGCUCUCUCACAGUGGGGACCAAAUUCACUUUCUACAGAGAUUCCUGUCCCUCUGCUCCCCUUCACCACCCAAGAAGUGCUCUGACAACCCGGUCCACGCUGACCUCAGUUUGGGAAUGGUGAGGAAUGUUGUAGCUGGACUGGAAGCCAGACUCCAUGAAGAAAUAGAGAAACUGCCAGAAAUCAAGUUAAAGAGGAUCCGGAAGUAUGCAGCUGACGUGACUCUGGACCCCGGCACGGCCCAUCCCAAUCUCGUCCUGUCCGAGGACGGGAAGCGAGUGAGGCACAGGGAGCGACAGCAGGUGCUCCCCGACAACCCGGAGAGGUUCGAUCAGAUCGUGCGCGUCCUGGGCCGGGAGGGCUUCACCUCGGGGCGGCACUACUGGGAGGUGGCGGUGGGGGGUAAAACGAAGUGGGACUUGGGCGUGGCCCGGGCAUCUGUGACAAGGAAUUCAAACCUGGGCCCGGAGUUGUCCAACGGCUACUGGGCGUUGCUCCUGAGGGAGGGCAACACCUACUUUUCUUCCGAGAGACUCCAUUCCUCCUUCUCCCUGAGCCCGCAGCCGCAGAAGGUGGGGGUGUACCUGGAUUACGAGGCGGGAGAGGUCUCCUUUUACAACGUAGAGGCCGGGUCUCAUAUCCACACGUUCAGGGACACCUUCGCUGAGAAACUCCACCCCUAUUUCAAUACUUGUCUCUGGGAUGGCGGCACCAGCGCUGCCCCCCUGAUCAUCUCCCCAGUCACGCAGACAAACUGAGCGCGCGUGAGUGAAAAUGAGUCUGCCGUUGACCCGCCUAUUAAAGGGGCCCUGCAGUCCCAAGUUCUCGGGCCAGUUAUGAAAUCAGCAAAAUGAAUGAAUCGAGGGUAUCGCAAAAUCUUACAAAUUCCAAAUUAGGCACAGAAUCGUGAACGUUGUGAAAGUACUGGAUAGUCGCCAUGCUGCCGAGAGUUUGUGCUAAUUGUGAUGUGAGGCCCUUCCUGCUCACUAGUCACUGUAAUGAUUAAUGUAGUGAAGUAGAAGUACAGGUUGUGCAGCAGACUUUUCACCGCAGAAAUGAUCCAGCGUGACCUGCCUGCAGAGCUAACAAGCGAGUGGUAUUUGUUGGCAAAACUGUCUCGCAGUAGAGAGCAAUAUUUCUCUUGGAUUAAGAGAGACAGAUUCACAAGCCUGCGUGUUUACAGUGUUGCUUCACCUCACCGGAGGUCUUGUUGCCUCGUUCUGAAUCGCAGAACAUGGCGCUGCACAUACCUGGUAAUUUCCUCUAUUUUGUGACCUAAAUUGGAGGUUUUACACAAUACAUUUGACUUUUAUCGUGGUUAGGAAUGCACCCAUCAUUGCUGAUUCUUUCUAAUUCCAUAAUAUAAAAAUAGCCUUGCAGUUCCCCUUUAAGGGCAUUAAAUAUGUACAAGCUGAGAAGACAAGUGUUUUUAUCCCAUUUUUUUAAGCUCCUAAUAUUUCAAACUGUCUUAUAAAUUGCUUAGAUUUAAACUCCUCAUUAUUGUUUAUGAUUGAUCAUGUUUUAAAUGUCCCAGCCACGUUUCCUUAUGUUUCUCUUUU
Molecule: messenger RNA, 2486 nt
Organism: Lepisosteus oculatus (spotted gar)
Lineage: Eukaryota; Metazoa; Chordata; Actinopteri; Semionotiformes; Lepisosteidae
Product: E3 ubiquitin-protein ligase TRIM39-like
Biological process (GO): protein ubiquitination
Cellular component (GO): cytoplasm
Molecular function (GO): ubiquitin protein ligase activity; protein binding
Source: RefSeq, a predicted model, not a curated record